This is a messenger RNA of Physcomitrium patens, 1583 nucleotides long. RefSeq names its product putative aldo-keto reductase 2. The record is from RefSeq and is a predicted model, not a curated record. NCBI's taxonomy places the organism in Eukaryota, Viridiplantae, Streptophyta, Bryopsida, Funariales, Funariaceae. Gene Ontology annotation, cellular component: cytoplasm.
CGCCGUUUUUUCCCUGUUUUAUGAGAUCUUCUCACGAGAAUGUUCGAGUUUGUGUCAGAAUUCUAAUGGGAAGCAGAACAAUUGAUGGAUAUGGAAUUUUGAAAAUUCUGAUUGUAGAGUGUGAUCGCUCUGUGGCCAUCUCGAAGUCAAAAGCAGGUGUCCGCUUUAGGAGCCCACCACAGCGAAUUCCUCAAUCGCUAAUGAUUGUUCCAGUUGACGUUCGGUGUGUAAGGGCAGAAUCCUAGUUUCUAAGAGCUUGAGAACUGUUGAAUCCGGAAGCAAUGACGACCUCCUCCCUGCCUGCCAUCCCUCGAGUGAAGUUGGGUUCGCAAGGUCUUGAAGUUUCGGCCCUUGGGUUGGGAUGCAUGGGCAUGUCGUCCUUCUAUGGACCUCCCAAGGAUGAAGCCGAGAUGGUGAAGCUCAUCAGACACGCCGUGGAUUUGGGUGUCACGCUCUUCGACACUGCGGAUGUCUAUGGUCCGCACACUAACGAAAUGUUGGUCGGCAAGGCGUUAAGCGGCAUUCGUGAUAAGGUGCAGAUCGCAACUAAAUUCGGUCUCGUUACGUACCCCGAUGGAAGACGAGGAAUCCGUGGGGAUCCAGAGCACGUGCGUGCAUCUUGCGAGGCAAGCCUCAAGCGGUUGGGCAUCGAUUGUAUUGAUUUGUAUUACCAGCAUCGUGUGGAUACUAAGACUCCAAUUGAAGUAACGGUUGGGGAGAUGAAGAAGCUGGUGGAGGAAGGAAAAGUGAAGUAUCUUGGACUUUCAGAAGCGUCACCCUCUGAAAUUCGACGCGCCCACGCGGUGCACCCCAUCACCGCUGUCCAGAUAGAGUGGUCUCUGUGGGUUCGAGACGUGGAGAAUGGUAUCAUUCCAACUUGCAGAGAAUUAGGUAUUGGCAUUGUGCCUUACGGCCCCCUUGGACGAGGCUUCUUUGCUGGCAUCAAGCAUGAGGAGCUCGCCGACAAUGACAUCCGGAAGCUGGCGGUCCCUUUUUUCCAAAAGGAGAAUCUAGACAAGAACAAGCACCUGUUGGAGUGCGUUGCAAAGCUUGCCGAGCAGAAGAAGUGCACAACGAAUCAGCUGGCCUUGGCGUGGGUGAUGCACAAGGGUGCAGGGCUUGCAGUCCCCAUCCCUGGAACCACAAAGGUGGCGAAUCUGGAGUCGAAUGUGGGUGCUGUGGGCGUGCAUCUCACUGAGGAGGAGAUGCAGGCCUUGGAAGCAGCGGUGCCGAUGGAGCAAGUAGCCGGCACCAGAAUGGCUGGCCCCAUGAUGAACUCUUUAUGGCACUUUGCUUGCUCUCCUCCCCUCUCAAUGCCUGCCUGAGCAACCAAUUCUGCUAUUUCCCUUCACGUAUGUGUCUAUUUACUUGGUAGAAAUAAGAAUAGAUUUGCAACUAUUGCAGAUUUUCAAGAGAUUGUUAAUACUUUUAGGGCAAAAUUCUUUACAUGUCACCAAUUGUAGUUUGAGGUUCAAACUCCUUUGGCACUUCUUCAUGGUGGAUGUUCUAUGUUCUAACUUAAGUAUUUGCAUUGUUAUUAUACCAACUAAAAUAAAACAUAACUAAUUUGCUCUUUUUGUCAA